AUGAAGGACAAAAAAGCAUGUGGAUGUCUAUAUCUCGAAGAGGGUGAAAUUACAAAUGAUUUUCUUUUGAAGAUUGAUGGAACACACUACAAAUUUAUUAGGGACAUCUACGGAGACAAUUUCAUCAUAACAAGUCUUAAAAAAUUCUUCCAGAAGAAUCCAGUAAAUGAAGAAGUUUUCAGACUUCAAGAUGAUUGCAGGAACAUUCUCAGAACAGCCAAUGAAAAUGCCUUAAGGUUCAUGCUUGAUCAGUUGAUGCAAGGCAAAGAGGUUGAUAUUAACCAAAUCUUUUAA
Trichomonas vaginalis G3 is the source of this 294-nucleotide messenger RNA. RefSeq lists its product as uncharacterized. The transcript has a single exon. Bases 1 to 294 code for a protein of 97 amino acids. The record is from RefSeq and is a predicted model, not a curated record. NCBI's taxonomy places the organism in Eukaryota, Parabasalia, Trichomonadida, Trichomonadidae.